Messenger RNA from Alligator sinensis (Chinese alligator), 1854 nucleotides. RefSeq names its product kelch-like protein 6. The record is from RefSeq and is a predicted model, not a curated record. Gene Ontology annotation, molecular function: protein binding. The coding region runs from base 1 to 1854 and encodes 617 amino acids. Lineage: Eukaryota; Metazoa; Chordata; Crocodylia; Alligatoridae. The transcript is spliced from 4 exons.
AUGGACAGGGGAGAAGAGAGAGCGACACUUCAACCACUGGACCACUGCAUCCGUGAGGGUUUCAAGAAGUUGUACCAAAACCAGCAGCUCUGUGAUGCCACCAUCGUGACCGAAGGACAGCGGUUCCCAUGUCACAGGAUGCUGCUGGCUGCAGUCAAUCCCUACUUCCGAGCCAUGUUCGUCAACUCCUUCAAAGAGUCCCACGACGGCGAAAUUCUGAUGCAUGACAUGGACCCCUUCACCCUGCAAACCGUCCUGAACUACCUGUACACCGAGGAGAUCUCCAUCACGGCGGAGUCAGCCCAGGCUGUGUUUGUAGCAGCCAGCAGGCUUCAGAUCCUCCCGCUCCUGGAGAUCUGCACCAGUUUUCUUCUGAAAGAAGUUUCCUUGAAGAACUGCGUGAAACUUUAUGAGCUGGGCUAUGCCCACAACGAACAAGCUCUGCUUCAAGCAGCCAUGAGACAUAUCAGCCUGAACUUCAGGCGCCUUUUCGUGAAGGCCAACAGCUUCCGACAGCUGCAGCUCAGCUCUCUCAUCAGCAUCAUCUCCUCCGACAGCCUCCUGGUCUCUUCCGAACUAGUCGUGUACUGGGUCGUCCGGCGCUGGGUGAGGUUUCAAUCCUCCAAACGCCACCCGUUCCUGGGCGAGCUAAUGAAGCACGUCCGCCUGCCUCUCCUCACCCACGAAGAGCUGCGGGAAGUCCAGCUCGAAUCGGAGCAUUACCGAGACAUUCGGCUGCAGUGGAAGCGUCUCAACGGGCAAGAGCGGCUCCAGGAGUGUGGCGGGCUCAGGCAGGGGAUGUACAACAAGUGCAUUGUAUGCGUGGACCUGUUCAACAAGGAGGGCCCGGAGCUGAAGAUCAAGGACUCUCAGAUAGGCUGCUACAACCCUCAGUCGGGGGCGUGGGAAAAGCUGCCCCCCCUGAAAUGCUUGUAUUGCGCGCGGUGCUUGGCGGUGAGAGACAAGCUCUACGUCACGGGGGGCGUCCACAGGGACUACUCGUAUUCAGACACCCUCCACGAGUACAGCUCUUUCCGAGGCCAGUGGAUACGGCUGCCCUCCAUGUCCACGCCCCGCGCGUCGCACGGCUUUCUCGACUGCAACCAGAAGCUUUAUGCCAUCGGCGGCUGGUGCUGUUACGAGGGCUACCUCGACUCGGCGGAGUGCUUUGACCUAGCGAAAAAGGUCUGGGCGCCCAUCUCUCGGCUGCCAUUCACACUGAGCCAUUUUGCUUCCACCGUGCUCAAGAACAAGCUGUAUAUAGUUGGCGGGGUGACCGGUGCCCGGGGCUCUUGGACCGCUUCCAGGAAAGUUUUGAUCUACAAGGCGAGCUCCGAUGUGUGGGUGCAGGUGCUCCUGGACUUCGAGUGCUGCUGGGCUGGAGCCGUCUCCAUGAACAACGGGAUCUGCGUGGUCGGUGGGUAUUUCAGGAGCAGAGCGAGACAUUACAACGAGGGGUGGCCUGAUUCAGGAAGCCUUCACUGCACGAGGAAGUGUUUCUUCCUGGGCGAAGAUGGCCGAGUGAACAAAGAUGUUGCCAUCCCAAAGCUGCCCGUUGAGAUUGCUGGUGCCGGCGUGGUACGCUGGAAGAAGAGGAUCUACGUGCUAGGCGGUGAGAAAACAAAUCUAUAUACAAACCGGGAUGAUAAAAACAAAGAGGAAUAUUAUAACACAAUUUACUAUUGGGAACCUGGAGAUGCCCGAUGGACUCAGUGCCCAGAAAGGCUCCCUUUUACCAACUGGGGUCUCAGUGGGUUUGGCUGUUCGACGCUGAAGGUACCGAAAAGACCUAUUCUGUCUCUUUUCCGAAAGACAUCCAUUGCCCUGACAGCAGUUGAGUUAGCAGAGAGUUAG